AUGAACAGUCAUUAUACAGAUAUUUGGUCGUCAACAAAAACUUUUAAUUGGACUGAACGAAUAGAAACAAUUGUUCGAAAUUCAUAUGGUGAAACAAUUACAUUUGAUAAACUUAAAAAAGAAAUUAUUAAGCAAUAUCGUGAAGUAAAACCUAAUUCAGAUAAAUCAACAAACGAAUUAAUAAAUCAAUUGGAAAAAAAUUUAACUAAAGCUCCAUUUAUCGGACGACUUGGUAAUGAUAUUUAUUAUCUUUAUUAUUUUAAAGCUGAAAAGAAUGAUUUAUAUUUAUGA
This is a messenger RNA of Adineta steineri, 291 nucleotides long. NCBI's taxonomy places the organism in Eukaryota, Metazoa, Rotifera, Eurotatoria, Adinetida, Adinetidae. The record is from the annotation of a GenBank genome assembly.